Branchiostoma floridae (Florida lancelet) is the source of this 1278-nucleotide messenger RNA. RefSeq names its product signal recognition particle 19 kDa protein-like. The record is from RefSeq and is a predicted model, not a curated record. Gene Ontology annotation, cellular component: signal recognition particle, endoplasmic reticulum targeting. The transcript has 5 exons. Gene Ontology annotation, biological process: SRP-dependent cotranslational protein targeting to membrane; SRP-dependent cotranslational protein targeting to membrane, signal sequence recognition. Lineage: Eukaryota; Metazoa; Chordata; Leptocardii; Amphioxiformes; Branchiostomatidae. Gene Ontology annotation, molecular function: 7S RNA binding. The coding region runs from base 32 to 541 and encodes 169 amino acids.
UUACACAUAGUUCCCAGAAAAGUGGAGGAAAAUGAAACAAUCCGGACUUAUGGUAAAAUACUACCCCCCAAAUUUGCAGUGGUAUCUCCUAUCAAGAGAAGCCUCCAGAUCCAACAUGGCGCUGGAAAAACCGUACAGCGAUAAAGACAGGUUCAUCUGUAUCUAUCCUGCGUACAUCAACAGUAGGAGGACCAUCCCACAGGGCAGGAGGAUCCCACAGGAGAAGGGAGUAGACAACCCCACAGCCACAGAGAUCAGAGAUGUGUUACAGGCUGGGGGCUUCACUAUUGUACUAGAGAACAAAGCGUACGCCAAAGAACUGUUUCACAGAGACCCAAACCUACGGGGUCGGAUCCGGGUUCAGCUCAAGAAUGACGAUGGCUCACCAGUAAAUGACAAGUAUCCUAACAGGAAGUCUGUGUACCUGUAUGUAGCAGAAACCAUUCCCAAGCUGAAGACCCGGGUACAUGCGUCAGGGGGCGCUUCUUCACAGCAGGGUGGUGACAAGGGCAAGAAGGGAAAGAAGAAGGGGAAGAGAUAGAUAUAUCAUUGAAUCUUGGCUUCUAAAAUGUAUCUUCUAUAUCUACCAGUUCAGUCACUUUUAAUGUUUAUGGCUUUCUUUAAAAGUCACUGGCAGUUGUGGCUUCGUAAUUCAAUCCCUUGAUUUUCUAACCGAUCAUCAAAACCAGUAGCCAUUUCUUCUUUCUUUACACUAUAUAUAGGAUUCUGGAAAGUCAAAUUGCCAAUGCAAUGAAUACAGCAACUUCCCAUUUUAGGACUAUGGCCUGUCGAACACUUUGGGUUUGAAAGAGCACUAUGUAUGUAUUCCUAAUAUUAGUACAUGUACUAGUAUAUUGUUUGCUGAAACAAUACACUGCAGUACCAACAAGGCAAGAUAGGUGUCACUGUGAGACUGCAACCUACAUGACCAAGUUGAGUUAAAAAAACACACUGAAUACCAGAAUAUUACUGUUUUCCCUAUCCUGUUUUAAAACCAGUUUUAAAGAAGACUGUCUUGCAUUCUGUGUAUUUUGUACUUCUUUUUGGGUUGAAUAGCAAAAUAAAGGAACCCCGAACAGUACUUUGUAGACCAACACUAUUUACACCAAGUGUAUUUCUAUUAGGAUUUUACCAGGGACAGUAUUAGCUACACGUUCUCAGGUGCUUGUAGGAAGCAUAUUUAAUUUACUUCUCCAAGGUCAAAACCAAACUUGUGUUGAUAUCUGAAAAAGAUGGGCAGCAUUUACCUCUUAAGUAUGAAAUUAUCAUUUAAUUCUA